AUGUCACAUCUUGCAUUCGCCCUCAGCUUCCUUUGCAUCGUCACUUUUACUGACGGGCAAAUAAUGACGGGAGGAAUUAUGGAACAAAAUCCAAAUGAUCCCGAGCAUAUGGUGACAGCGUGGAAAGCAGUGGAUCAUGUUAAUGACUUUUCUAGCAAUGGUCAGAAUCUUAUGGUGCCAAUCAAGGUUAUGAAGGCUGCGUCACAAGUUGUAGCUGGUACCAAAUACAUCCUUGAAGUACUGUACGGUGAAUCAAUAUGCGCAAAAGGAAUAGAGUUUGCAGCCACACCUGCCAACUGUCCAGUAAAAAGAAACGGACGCAGAGCUAUGUAUGAAGUCGAACUAUGGACGAAAGAAUGGGAAAAUUUCGAGCGGCUCAGUGUUAGGAAAAUCCUGGAUAUCCCUGCCGGGCAGAACAUGGAUUUUCCUGCCAGGCGGAACAUUAUGGAUUUUCUUGCUAGGCAGAACAUUAUGAGUAUCCCUGGCAGGAAGAACAUUAUGGGAAUCCCUGGCAGAUCUAUCGCACCUCAGCAUAAUGAUCAAAGAUCUGGCAAGGAGUCCAAAUGUGAUGGAUCCGCUAACGACACCAUUAUCUCUGUUUCCUUCAACGGCAUUUGCUCAUUCACACAUGAAAAGGAUUUAUUGUUGAAAUUUAACUGA
Molecule: messenger RNA, 660 nt
Organism: Necator americanus (New World hookworm)
Lineage: Eukaryota; Metazoa; Nematoda; Chromadorea; Rhabditida; Ancylostomatidae
Exons: 6
Coding region: 1-660 (219 amino acids)
Cellular component (GO): cytoplasm; vesicle
Molecular function (GO): cysteine-type endopeptidase inhibitor activity
Source: RefSeq, a predicted model, not a curated record